Messenger RNA from Colossoma macropomum (tambaqui), 2978 nucleotides. RefSeq names its product Purkinje cell protein 4b (gene pcp4b). The transcript has 3 exons. The coding region runs from base 49 to 240 and encodes 63 amino acids. NCBI's taxonomy places the organism in Eukaryota, Metazoa, Chordata, Actinopteri, Characiformes, Serrasalmidae. Gene Ontology annotation, molecular function: calcium ion binding; calmodulin binding. Gene Ontology annotation, cellular component: cytoplasm. The record is from RefSeq and is a predicted model, not a curated record.
AAUCCGGCUGAUCUGACUGAUAUCUCUGUGUUUAGAGUACUCCACACAAUGAGUGAGAGGCAGGGAUCCGGCGCAGUGGGCGGCAACAGCAAAACCUCCGGAGGACAAGAUGCUUCCAAGAAGGACGUCCCUGAGGACUUCGACAUCGACAUGGAUGCCCCGGAGACAGAGAAGGCAGCUGUCGCCAUCCAGUCACAGUUCAGGAAGUUCCAGAAGAAGAAGAAUGAAGACAAGUCCUAGUGGCUGCGGGGGGAACCCGUCCGGGAAGGAGUGGUGUGAUGCUGCAUGUGAUAGAAUCUCGUUCUGUACGGACUCGAGGAGGAAGUGAGGGCCGGAACCUAGAGAUAUAACCUCUCAGUCAUUGACACAUCUGUGAAACUCCAUCAACUACUACUGUAACACCAUCCACUGUAGAAACAUCUUGCCUACAAAUAAAGGUGCUGAGGAGGGAGGAACCACUGAAGAACCUUUCCAGUGGAUGGUGCUUUGAGGAAUUCAAUCGAAAGCGCUCGGCUGAAAGGUUCUGAAAGUCUAGGAGAACCCUUUCCGGCACCUUUAUUUUUAAGUGUUUAUUUUUUUUCCUUGUAGCCAAGAGUUCCUGUGUUCCUGCUGACUUUUACCUCAGUGUUGUUUAGUAAUGUAGAAUGAAUUAAAAUGAAUGAUCUAAAAGCAUCUCUAAAAAGGCCACCACAUUUCAUGUCACUGUACAUUUUCAGAGUGGAAUUUUUGAAGGUGUGAUUAUAGGCUGAGCACAAAAACCAGACGGUCUCAUUCUGUGACAGUAGUGGUUUCCAUCCAUGUCAUUUUAUAUGUAUUUUGGCUUAUUGCAUUAAAAAGGAUGAUAGACAUGACAAACACUGAACAAAUACGUCAACAAAGUUUGUACUUUAACUUGAGCUGGAAACUUUUUAGGCUGAUAACUAAUGCAAUAAAUUACAGUCUGCUGACCAAAGCUCUAUUGGAGCUGGAUCAGUGGAGAUCAAUGAUUUUACUCCAGUAUGAAUCUGCAGUGUCUGUAGUUUUAAAAGUCUGCUAAGUCAUGAUUCUGGAGUGAAUUACGCCCUAUAACUGUCUGAAUUCAGAGCCCUCAGUAAUAGCAGUCACAGUGAAGGGUAACACUUUUUUUAUAGUGGUCCUUUGUAGAUGAUUAUUAAACUCAACAGAUUAUCAGUAACACAUCAACAACAUAUCAGUGAAGUAUCAGUAGUGAAGCGUCUGAAUACAUUGAACUAAAUCUCUUGUAGAUGUUCUGUUGAUACAUUACUUACGUUAAGUAGUAGGAUUAGUGGCACUAAUCCUAACCCUAACCUGAACCUCAACCCAAAAUCUAAUCCUAACCCUAACCUUGACCUCAACCCAAAACCUAAUCCUAACUCUGACAUUAACCUCAACACAAAACCUAAUCUUAACCCUCACCCUGGCCCUAAUCCUAACCCUAACCUUGACCUCAACUCAAAACCUAAUCCUAACCCUGAGAUUAACCUCAACCUAAUCCUAAUCCUAACCUUGGCCCUAAUCUUAACCUUAACCUUAAGAUUAACCAAACACCUAAUCCUAACCCUAACCUGGCCCUAAUUCUAACUUCAUAUGUUUGACAUGUUACUGAGAGUCUGCUGAGUGUUUGUUUCAUCUAAAAGGAUUCAGAAUAAAGUGUGACCUAGUGAUGUAAUUAGACCAGGUAAUAGAAAAUUGUGCCUCCUUUUAAUCUGAAGAUAAGUUCAUGGUCAGACUUCUGAAACCCACAAUGACUGGCGUAAAGUCUCGUAAAGUCUCCUCCCUCGUCCAGUGUGUGUUUUUAUUUUAAUUGCACCGUAUUUGCCGUUUAGCCGAGCAUGUGGUCAGUGUUUGGAAGUGUGGCGCCUGUUGCAUAACUCUGAGGUAAACGUCUGUGUCCGGGCUAUUUGGGCUAAUUUGAGGAAAUUACACAGAUGCUUUAUCCUGUACGAAUCGGCCAGUCAAGUCACGCACAGAUUACAUUACCAGACCUCCUCUGCUAAAGCUAACUCAGCUCCAACAGGGCCAGCCUUAGCUUUGAAACAUGACAGGGCAGCAGGUACCAGUGCAGUGAAAGAUGCCUUUAUCUUACAUAUGAAAACUCAUAAAAGUGAUAUUGGACAGACAGACGGCACUGCAGCUGAUUAACGGACAAUGAGAAGCUUCUCAAUAUUGAACACUCACUCAGAUUCUCAGAAAGCUUUGCUUCAGAGAGCUGAAGGAAAGUCAGCCUUAUUUAAAUCUAAAUUUUAGUUAUUCGUUUGAAAUAAAUUCAUCAUCUGGAUGGAAACCUGCCUACUGACACAGACAGCAGUCUUUCUGCUCUACUACUCAGUGAAAAGCUGUACUGACUGUAUUGGCUGUACUGACUGUACUGACUGUAUUGACUGUAUUGGAUGUACUGACUGUAUUGACUCGACUGUAUUUGCUGUACUGACUGUAUUGGCUGUACUGACUGUAUUGACUGUACUGGCUGUACUGACUGUAUUGACUAUUGGGUGUACUGACUGUAUUGACUAUUGAUUAUUGACUGUAUUGGCUGUACUGACUGUAUUGACUGUACUGACUGUAUUGACUGUACUGACUGUAUUGACUAUUGACUGUAUUAGCUGUACUGACUGUAUUGGCUGCACUGGCUGUACUGACUGUAUGGCUGUACUGACUGUAUUGACUAUUGACUAUUGGCUGUACUGACUGUACUGGUUGUACUGACUGUAUUGACUGUACUGACUGUAUUGAAUGAAGCACUUGUUGGUAAAUAAUUCACAGUGUGGCUCUGUUUGAUUACAUCUUUACUGAGCUCAUCCACUGAAGGAGCAUUUAGCACAGUCGCUUUAUCGUCUGUGAUGUUCAUCUGGUUCCGUCCGCUAAAGAUCACAGCGAUGGCUGAAGUGGAAGGCGAAUGUUUCUGUCUUAGUUUUUUUCUCACUGCAGUUGUGUUUGAUUGAGGGAAUCUAUGAAUAAACAUCCUUGAGUCUCUGGAA